AAGUGUUAACCCUACGUUGCUGACAGCAGAGCUUCCCCGGCUCAUUCUCCCUUUCCCUCUCCAUCUCCGUGGAUGCUCUUUGCAGAAGGGCUGAGGAUUUAAAGCGACGGAGCAGCCCUGCCUAAAAUAGCGAGGGAUAGAGCGCAAAUCCACAGCUAGAAUACUAAGAGCCUCCCCAAUCCCCGCUGUAGCCGGCAGCCACUCAGCCAGGAGCUCCGAGACAGGCAAGAAAGCAAAAAAUCAAAGAGCGAGAGAGAGAGGGAAGUCCCAAAACCCCCAGAGUUCCACCUCCUCCAGGGCGCAUUCUCCACCAGAGGUGGCAGUGGAACCUUCAAGUCAUUUCAGGUCUGGAGACUGUGGACAACAUCAAACUUGAGGCAGGUCACGCCGUUCCCACUGGUUUUGUCCCUCUACCCCCCCCCACCGGUCCCUUUGGUGGGUUUUUCUGGGAACUGUGUGGAUUACAGAAGGGGGGUCAGUUUAUGCCAAGGCUGAGGGACCUUCCCUGGCAUCUCUGAACCUGAGCCGCUCUACAGACCUUCUGGAGAAGAGACAGCACCUGGGAGCACCAUGGCAUCGACAGAAGGUGCCAACAACACGCCCAAGCAAGUGGAGGUACGAAUGCACGAAAGCCAUUUGGUAACGGAGGAAACUCGGCCAAGGUCGCCGUGCCUGCGGAUAUGCGACAAAAUUCGAGGGAACCUCCUGCUCUCCUUGACAGUAUUCGGUGUUAUUAUGGGAGCAGUGUCCGGGGGGCUGCUGAGAAUGGCCUCCCCCAUCCAUCCCGAUAUUGUCAUGGUGAUAGCGUUCCCUGGAGACAUUCUCAUGAGGAUGCUGAAGAUGCUGAUCCUUCCCCUGAUCAUUUCCAGUUUGAUUACAGGACUUGCGGGCUUGGAUGCUAAGUCAAGUGGCCGCCUUGGAACGAGGGCUAUGAUCUACUACAUGUCCACCACCAUCAUUGCUGCUAUUUUGGGUGUCAUCUUGGUCUUGGCCAUUCAUCCAGGAGACCCCAAGCUUAAAAAGCAACUUGGGAAGGGUCAAGAGAAUGACGAGGUCUCCAGUCUGGACGCUUUUCUGGAUCUGAUCCGGAACCUGUUUCCCGAGAAUCUGGUGCAGGCUUGUUUCCAGCAGAUCCAGACAGUCACCAAGAAGGUGGUGGUUGAAGCUCCUACAGAGGAACCUUCCAAUGUGACAGACUCUGUCUUCGCUCUGAUGAACGACACAGUGGCUACAACUACAGAGGAGAUCAGGAAGAAGCUGGAGUUUAAAGAUGGCAUGAAUGUCCUGGGUGUAAUUGGCUUCUUCAUUGCCUUCGGUAUCGCCAUGGGAAAGAUGGGGGAGCAAGCCAGGCUGAUGGUCGAGUUUUUCAACAUCUUGAAUGAGAUAGUGAUGAAACUGGUGACGAUGAUUAUGUGGUACUCACCUCUUGGUAUUGCCUGCCUCAUCUGCGGGAAGAUUAUUGCCAUUAAAGACUUGGAGCUGGUCGCUAGGCAAUUAGGAAUGUACAUGGUAACAGUCAUCGUGGGCCUCAUUAUCCACGGGGCCAUAUUCCUGCCGCUGCUCUACUUUGUGAUAACCAGGAAGAGCCCCUUCACCUUCUUGGCUGGAGUCUUCCAGGCUUGGAUAACAGCUUUGGGCACCGCUUCCAGUGCUGGGACCCUGCCCGUCACCUUCCGCUGCCUGGAGGAGAAUUUGGGCAUCGACAAGCGGGUGACAAGGUUCGUUCUUCCUGUUGGCGCCACGAUAAACAUGGACGGGACUGCCCUGUAUGAGGCCGUGGCUGCCAUUUUUAUCGCACAGAUGAACGGAGUAAUAUUGGAUGGUGGGCAGAUCAUAACAGUAAGCUUGACAGCCACGUUGGCUAGCGUCGGAGCAGCCAGCAUCCCCAGCGCUGGGCUAGUCACUAUGCUUCUUAUCCUGACGGCUGUAGGCCUUCCCACCCAGGACAUCAGCCUGCUUGUUGCUGUAGACUGGCUCUUGGACCGAAUGAGGACUUCUGUCAACGUUGUGGGCGAUUCCUUUGGUGCCGGCAUAGUCUACCACCUUUCCAAGGCCGAGCUGGAGAGUCUGGACAAGCAGCAUGCCCAUCAGGAAAUCGAAAUGACCAAGACUCAGUCCAUUUACGACGACAUGAAGAAUCACAGAGAGAACAACUCCAACCAGUGCAUUUAUGCCGCCCACAAUUCCGUGCCAGUAGAUGACUGCAAGGUCACGCUGGCAAACAAUGGCAAAACUGCCGACUUCAACGCCGUGGUGGAAGAGCCACUGGAAGGGUGAAAGGACGAGGAGUCUCAGCUGAUCUUCAUGAAGACCCUUAGCAUACGGUUUAUGACACGACUGUCUCAUUAGUAACCCAGCACAAAUCCAUUUACAGCCACACUACAGAGAAACUUUCGGACAUGGACUUCCAUUUUGUGCACCUUGUGGGCGGGGCGACGAGGCCAAUGUUGGUACAAAGCAAAUGAGCGUUUGCUCGUAGGGACUCAGGUAAAAACCAUUCAGCGUCUGGAAAGCUUACGGUAUUCAGGGCAGCGUUCAGUGUUCAAACAUUCCGUUUUGUGGUCUCGUGUACAGGAUCUCACCUCUGAUUCGUCACAAUAGUGUUACAUUUUAGCUCCACCCUCACUGGAUACUGAUGUGAAUAUUCCUUGUCCCUAUUGGCUGCUGCUGCGAAUUUUUUCCAAGUUACACGACUCCCGAUUGGUGAAAACCCAGUGCAUUGUUGGCGCAACUGCAAGAUGGCGGCUCUCCUUCAAGCCGACGCAGUUGCACCAGCAAAAGCCACUGAAAACUGUUGUCGUGGGAAAUGUGGAGUUGUUUUUGACUAGAUAUAUAUAGAUAUAGAUAGGUGAUAUAGUUGAUUUAUGUACAGAUGAGGAUUUUUUUUUCAUUUCGGGGAAUUCUAAAUAAUUCGAUUUUUCUGUGGUGUAAACUAAAAAACAAAAUGGCUAUAAAAGUUUCUCUUAGGAUAAAUAUAUAGUUUAGAGUAGAUAUUAGAAGGUGAUUUUCCCACUCCAGUGUCAGUAGUGUACAUAAUAGGUAGGCAGUUGGUAAACAAAAGCAAUGGCGGCUUCUAAAUGUACAACCCCCAGCAGCCACUGACAGAUGAGGCCCCGAGGUCCCGUGCCUGAAUCAGAGGCCUCUGUGGAUAAUAAAAGAAAAGCCGCAGCCUCACAGUACAAACAGGCCCCUUGAUAUCGCUCAGGCUAAGACUUCCUGGUGACAGUUGCCAUGGUGAUUGUGUCCUUUAGCACCUCAGGCCUCCAUGUUUGCACAUAGGCCUGAGACAUGUUGUAUUAACACAUUAAACCCGACAGCUCUAACCACAUAACCUCAGCACACACACAAUCCCACGCCUCCUUCCCGUGUCCCUAUUGAUACGGCAGUUGGGCCUGGCAGUUUCUCUCACAGCGACCCUGACGGGUUGAUUGAUGUAGUUUGUUUAUUGAUGUGGAAUUGUCUGCAAGGUGGCAGAGACCUGGAUUUACACCAAGCACAGAGAAGCUGCUGAAAUGUUUAGAUAUAUAUGUAGCACAUAAGCAAGUAAGGAAAUCCCUCCCACUGGACUGUGAAUAUUUGGCUUUAAAGGGGGAGUUUGAAAUCUGGAUGUUACAGUAAGUGGGCGAAGGUGUCUUCAUCUUAGGAUGAUACAAAUAUGUGCAUGAUGUGUUCUCCUACAUAUAUUUCAAUGUGCAGUCGGGGCCCUUUAUACUCCUGGAAACCCCACAGCCGUUGCAGGGUCUACUUUCCCUUUAUACUCCUGGAAACCCCACAGCCGUUGCAGGGUCUACUUUCCCUUUAUACCCCUGGAAACCCCACAGCCGUUGCAGGGUCUACUUUCCCUUUAUACCCCUGGAAACCCCACAGCCGUUGCAGGGUCUACUUUCCCUUUAUACUCCUGGAAACCCCACAGCCGUUGCAGGGUCUACUUUCCCUUUAUACCCCUGGAAACCCCACAGCCGUUGCAGGGUCUACUUUCCCUUUAUACUCCUGGAAACCCCCACAGCCGUUGCAGGGUCUACUUUCCCUUUAUACCCCUGGAAACCCCACAGCCGUUGCAGGGUCUACUUUCCCUUUAUACCCCUGGAAACCCCACAGCCGUUGCAGGGUCUACUUUCCCUUUAUACCUCUGGAAACCCCACAGCCGUUGCAGGGUCUACUUUCCCUUUAUACUCCUGGAAACCCCACAGCCGUUGCAGGGUCUACUUUCCCUUUAUACUCCUGGAAACCCCACAGCCGUUGCAGGGUCUACUUUCCCUUUAUACCCCUGGAAACCCCACAGCCGUUGCAGGGUCUACUUUCCCUUUAUACCCCUGGAAACCCCACAGCCGUUGCAGGGUCUACUUUCCCUUUAUACCUCUGGAAACCCCACAGCCGUUGCAGGGUCUACUUUCCCUUUAUACCUCUGGAAACCCCACAGCCGUUGCAGGGUCUACUUUCCCUUUAUACCCCUGGAAACCCCACAGCCGUUGCAGGGUCUACUUUCCCUUUAUACCCCUGGAAACCCCACAGCCGUUGCAGGGUCUACUUUCCCUUUAUACCCCUGGAAACCCCACAGCCGUUGCAGGGUCUACUUUCCCUUUAUACCUCUGGAAACCCCACAGCCAUUGCAGGGUCUACUUUCCCUUUAUACCCCUGGAAACCCCACAGCCAUUGCAGGGUCUACUUUCCCUUUAUACCCCUGGAAACCCCACAGCCGUUGCAGGGUCUACUUUCCCUUUAUACCCCUGGAAACCCCACAGCCGUUGCAGGGUCUACUUUCCCUUUAUACCCCUGGAAACCCCACAGCCAUUGCAGGGUCUACUUUCCCUUUAUACUCCUGGAAACCCCACAGCCAUUGCAGGGUCUACUUUCCCUUUAUACCCCUGGAAACCCCACAGCCGUUGCGGGGUCUACUUUCCCUUUAUACCCCUGGAAACCCCACAACACUUGCAGGGUCUACUUUCCCUUUACAUCCCUGCAAUCACCUCAGCAGUCCCAGCCUAUUCUUUCCCCCUUUGCUACUAUAUCUUUAAACAUGUAAUUGUAUUGGAGUGAUGGUGAAAAUAUAGAUUUCUCUGUUUUCAAUGGAGUUUCCUAGACCUUUAGCCAAAGGAGUGGAUAAAGCACAAGCCUCACAGACUGAGCACAAAAGAAAGUUAAUGUAAAGCACAGAACUGAAGCACAUACAGGGAAGUCUGUCUGUCCCAGUAAUGACAUUUACACCCUAUGGACACCUUGCACCUUGAUGUACUUACUGUAGGGAUUAUCUAUUGGCAUGCAGUGCUACUAAUAUAGUAUAUAAUACAUGCAAUAACGAGUGCAAUGUAUGUUUAAGCCCUGGUAACCCAUACCAGCCAGUCAAUACCACCAAGGUUAAUCUGCUUUAUAACCUAAUCUGCUAUAUUACCUAUAACGAGUGUCAUUUCUAAAAGCAACGACAAAUUGAAUAGGAAACACUAUUUUGGAUACAUAUCAAGUCAUACAGUUUACAGGGUGCAGACCAAUGAUAUGCCUUUAGAAUUUUGGACCAAAUGAUUAAAACUCUAUAGUUUAUUUAACCAAUUGCGUGUUGGAGGUUCUAGAGAAUAACAAAAAGAUGGGGUACUUAACCAUAACAAAUACAUUCCUGCCCUUUUAUAUAACUACUUCUUAGAUGAAUACGCAGUAUAUUUUUGGAGUGACAACUCAACCCUACCUCUCUGUCUCGUUCCCUUAGGCUUAGAAAUGCAUAUAUAACUGGAUGAAUGGGACAGAAUGGUGCUUAGGAAUAUCAGUAAUAAUACUACUGCCUGUAGUACUUGUGGGGAAUGUUACCGAGUACUCAGAAACGCUACCUCAGACAGCCAGCUCAGUGAGUCUCCCUUUGGGCACACAUUGGCAGGAUAUAAUGGUUGCUAUGUACGACUGUGUGACAUAUAGAGGUUAACAGUACAACAGUUUCACUGCCACUCAGAGACCACAGUAGCAAUUAGCAGAAGGAAAAUGUUGAGCAAUGAUCUAAAUGAUUCUGCCAGGAACCAGAAAGGUAGAUUUGGCCCGGGACCCCCUUAGCCAAUAACCACAUUAUAAAAACAUUGUAUCAGUCAUUCAGCAAUCCUCCUAUGAAUAGUGUUUACCCCAAGUCAUGAUUUAAUGGAGUUUCAAAGUAGCUUUCUAGUAUCUGAGAUAUAAAAAAAAUGGUUCUACAAAAACAGGUCCCUAAGUGGCCUGUAAGCCCCCAGUCCUGAUGGCCAUAAACAACUCCAGAUGAGUCCUUGCUUGAGAAAAGCAGAAAUCUCAAUCUAAAUUGUUUUCUAAAUGGGAGCGCUCCUUGGUUACAAUGUGGUGACGGUGACUCUUGUCCUGUGCUGUAGAUAAUAGGGGUUAUAUACCCCAUUCUACAUGAUCCUCAACUGGCUACACCAAUGAGGACAUUGAUCAAAACUUGAAAAUUCUUCUUGGGUUGUCUUGCCUAUCAAAAAUGACUUGACAUUUUUGUGGUUAUCUAUCAUUCGUCACCUGAAUUUUGCCCAAUAUCCAAACACCCAAGACGCACACAAGGUUUCCAUUGACUUUAAUGCUACCAAACAACUCCUGAGAAAUCUAAAGAAAGAGGGGGGUGAUUUGAAGAUUUCCAAUAAACCCAAGCAAUGAUAUUUUGAUGGAUCUCGGCAGCUUUGAGCUCCCAAAAAAUUGAAGAAGUAAAGCUAUUUUUUUUAGUUGAGAACAACAUAAAUUCCAUGUAGGUUCAUGAUCAGUUGCUCCUCAGAUUUUGGUGAUGCAUCAAAUACAUCCCAGCUAAAGCUUUCAUGAGCAAUAUGGACUGCAGCUUCCAUUAUGCUCCGACAAUGUUGGGUUGGGUUUGUAGGCCAAAAUAAAUCAACACCUGAUAACCCUUUGCAAGAUUCCUGAACUUUGUCUUUUCAUCACGACACGUAGAGUUACAAUUAUCUUUUCCUGCCCCUGAAUGAGCCAACCCACUGUGGUCUCUGAAGUUUGGAGGUGAUGACAGUCGGUGACGGCACUCAUUUCAUCAACAUUCCGCUGUCCCCUCAAGGGGAUCCUGAUCCCUCUUUCCCAGAGACCCGUUGAAAGUCCAACAUUCCCCAACAGUCCUACAGGCCGUAGAAGCACAGUUGUGUCCAAACGCCGUAGCGCAGCUAUUUUUGUAACUGGAAGCCGGUUUGUUCCGCUAUGUAUUGAUAGGUAUAGUCGCAUGACGUUUCUAAAUCCAGUUUUUUGACACUUUGUGCCAGCAUGUAGUAAGUGCCUAACGCACUUCCAAUCGAUGAUGUAGGUAUCCAUGUGUAAUUUCAGUGAAAUGGUGAUAUUAGGCGUGUUUUUACAAUGCAAUAGAAAUAAAGUGUUUUAUUUAUUUAUUUAUUUUUUGCAAACAGAAGGGGGGGGGGGCGGACAAAAAGGUAUUUCUAUAUAACUCCAAUACCUUAUCCUAAUACCCUGUGUGUAUAUAGAUAUAUACAUAUAUAUAUACAGCUGAUGUGUUGUAAAUAUCUCGGUUACACGGUUACACAAGCAACAAUAUUUGUGACGUCACUAGAUGAGUAGCUGUAGCGCAUUGUGAUUUGUUGUUGGCUGAAUAAUGACUAGUGAUCUAAACGUGCAAUAGAAACGAGUUUAGGAGCUAGGUAGUCUUAGACGGGUUAGUCUGUUUCAGCAUUAGGCAGAUAGUGUUAGUAAAAUAAGCACAAAUGUAGUUCUUUAAUAUAUUGAAAUGAUUCAUGUGAUUGGUUGGGUCCUUUUAGAAGCUUCUGGUCAGGAUAGGGGAGGGGUCAUUACAGUCUGUAGCUUUCAUAUUUCUCCUAUAUUUUGAAACUGGGGCAAAUCUACUAGAUUAUCAGAGACAUUAGUUGUCAUCCUGGAACUGAGAUCUCCGGUCUCAACUACAUGUCAAGAUGGUGACUCCCACUGUUGUCAAAGCCAAAUCCAAGGAUCUGUAAUGGAGAUAUCACUCAAUCACUGGACUGUGACUCUGGAAGGUCUACUGUGAUGUGUUGAAGGUCAGAAAACAUAAGUCCCAGGUACAGAAAUGGUUACUGACUAGCAGUGUGGGUUCCACCAGACCCUAGACAAUUAAGAGCAGGUUCUUUCUUCCCUUAGAAAAUACUCCAGUAGUCGUUGGUCAUGUUUGAUAGUAAUAUACUAACCAGCAUGCCUUCUGUGGAUCUUUAAAAGCUUUCUUAUCCUUAACUACAUACUGGACACGUAUUUUUGUAAAGUGAAAGCAGGUUCUGGUGCUCAAAAACAUACUAGCUGCCAAGUUCCUGUGACAACAAGGCCUUUAUUUCUAAAGAAGGCCAAUCAAAGAAGAUGCCUGACCUGGAGGAGAACUGAAUUCUGCUAAAAUAAAUUAUGAUGGUGGACAUCAACUUAAUUACUCUGGAGGGCAAGGCCCAUGUAAAGGGAGAGUAGGCUAUGGCCAUCUAUUUGGGGCACCCAUAAGCCAUAUUAUUCCAAAUGGUUAUAAAGUUGUACCACCUAUGAGGCAACUAUGAUCAACGUCUAUCAAAUAAUUGCCCCACCCCCCCAAAUCUCUCUUCUGGCAUCUUACUCUCUCGUUUUUGGAAUGUAAUUUGUAAAGCAGUGAACAAAAAUUAGGUAAUAGCUGUUCUUAAUGUUAUGAAGAAGGCCUGUUAGCGAUAUUGCAAGAUGGUCCUAUUGUGGUGGUUACCCAGUCAACUGCUGAUGGUGGUAUCAUAGCUCCAGAAGAAAUACUUUUUUGGUUAAGAAAUGUACGUUCUUUGCCAAUGAGUGUGUGUUUUUAAGCAGGAAUCACCUGGUAAUAGCUUGAGUUGGCGCCUUUUGGGGUAUAGGAGCAAUUUGGGGUAUAGGAGCAAAGUAAUACCAUAUCAUUAUGGGAAUAAUGGUUCAUUGCUGCUAUAACUCAUGUUACCAUUUGUAAAGUAGGGGGUUCACCAAAUUCAUCCAUUUGGAAAUACCAAACUGAAUCUAAACUCUAAUUUGCGGAAUCAGAUUUGAGCUAAAUAAAAAAAAUGGCAUUAACGGUCAUUAAAUUGCCGACGCUGGAUCAUUAUUGUUCCAUUUCCAUGGAUUUAGUUGGCCUUCUCCAAUGGGUUUUGACAGAGAUAAGGAAAAAAAAUGUUACUGGAUGAUUCGUCUUUAUAAAAUGGGCUUGGGCUUCUGUUCAGAACACAUAGGGGCACAUUUACUAAUCCUCGAAUCCCGAAUGGGAAAAAAUCGGAUUGGAAACGAAAAUUUAGCGAUUUUUUUCGUCGCUGUCGUGGGUUUUUCGUAUUUUGCGGGACUUUUUUCGUUGCCGUCACGACUUUAUCGUAUUUUGUGUGAUUUUUUCGACGCCGUCACGACUUUAUCGUAUUUUGAGCAAUUUUUUCUGUCGCCGUCGCGAUUUUUUCGUAUUGAGCAAUUGUAAACGGCGGAAAAACCAAUCCGAACUUUUCGCGACGGCGCUGAAAAGGUUACGGAAAAUAUACGAUAAAGUCGUAACGGCGAUGAAAAAGUCGCGUAAAAUACAAAACAACCGGGACGGCGAUGAAAAAAAUCGCAAAAGUACCGAUCAUUACGAAAAAAGCGUAUUCGGACGCUUUUGGACGUUUGUGGAUUAGUAAAUGUGCCCCUAAGCGUCUAGCCCACCAGUGUGUAUGGUGUCACCAAACAGCGGAACCACCACUAGUUGCUCCGAACUGAAUUAAACUAAUCAAUAACUGUUGUGUCCUUUACACCUUCCAUCUCUACAGUAUUGACUAGAUCAGUGGUUCCCAACCUUCCUAAUGCCGCGACCCUUUAAUACAGUUCCUCGUGUUUUGGUGACCCCCCAACCAUAAAAUUAUUCCUAAGACCGUCGGAAAUAUGUGUUUUCCGAUGGGCUUAGGCGACCCCUGUGAAAGGGUCGUUCGACCCCCAAAGGGGUCCUGACCCACAGGUUGAGAACCACUGGAUUGGAUGAACAAUCACUUUCAUUUUGCUGCCUAAUGGGGGCGUCACUUUCUGAAGAUCCAAAACACGAAAACAACAUAAGGAAAGAGGCCCGUUAGUGAGUUCUGUCCUUUCGACUUACCUAAAAUGAAAAUAAUAAUAAUAAUAUGUGUAUGUUAGGUGUUACAGGGAUGGCUAUGAACUGGAUAUCCCAUCCCACCCUCCCUAUUUGGUUCUGUUGUCAUAGAAACCCCCCAUCCUCUUUGAAGUAUCCGUUACUAAUGUGAGUUAUAUAUAUACUGCCUUCGAGAUUUCUUUGAUUUUUUAGGAAGUGUCUUUGAUGCUUUCCAACCGUGUCACAUCAUUUUCUGUAUCUUAUGUAUAAAACUGGGAAUUCUUUAUACAUGACAAUGUGAAUAUAAUCUACUUUGCUAGGUGUUGUACCUCGGAUGUACAUAUUAAUAAAUGUUGGUAUAUAAGCUUC
Xenopus tropicalis (tropical clawed frog) is the source of this 10357-nucleotide messenger RNA. RefSeq names its product solute carrier family 1 member 2 (gene slc1a2). Gene Ontology annotation, biological process: transmembrane transport; neutral amino acid transport. Gene Ontology annotation, cellular component: membrane. Lineage: Eukaryota; Metazoa; Chordata; Amphibia; Anura; Pipidae. The transcript has 11 exons. Gene Ontology annotation, molecular function: symporter activity. The record is from RefSeq and is a predicted model, not a curated record. The coding region runs from base 571 to 2277 and encodes 568 amino acids.